AUGCAGAAGCUCCGGCUGGUUAACCCUACGGCCCUGUUCCUCCCGGCGAUCGUCCUCGUCCUCUUCGUCGUCACCACGCGCCUCCCAGGUACUUUCUUCGGCGCCGGCAUCCCCACGAUCCCUUGUUCUGGCUAUCCUCCAGUCAUCAGGAACUCCACUUCUGUUGUUGCCGGCCGGGUGCCCAAGGGAUGCGACAUCUUCCGGGGCGAGUGGGUGCCGGACUACGCCGCGCCCUACUACACGAACCGCAGCUGCGCGCUGAUCGAGGAGCACCAGAACUGCAUGAAGUACGGCCGCCCGGACCUCGGGUUCCUCAAGUGGCGGUGGCGGCCGGAGGGGUGCGAGCUCCCGCGGUUCGACGCGGCGGGGUUCUUGCACGCCGUCAGGAACCGGUCCAUGGUGUUCGUCGGGGAUUCGCUCGCCAGGAACCACAUGCAGUCCCUCAUGUGCCUCCUUUCUAAGGUGGAGUACCCGAAGGACAUCUCCCCGACGAAGAACCAACCAGCGGUGACAAUGUACUACGAGUCGCACGACUUCACCCUCUCCAUCUUUCGCUCGCUGUUCCUCGUCAAGUCGAACCAUUCUUCGAGCGACGGGCCGUGGAACCUGUACCUGGACGAGCCGGACGACGGCUGGCUGCCGUUCGUGUCCGGCUACGACUACAUCGUCAUCUCGGGGGCGACCUGGUUCUCGCACCCGUCCAUGUUCUACGACGCCGGCGGCCGCCUCGUCGGCUGCCAGUCUUGCGGCGUCCCCGGCGUGCCGGAGCUCGGGCAGCGCUACUCCCUGCGCGCCGCGUUCCGCACAGCGCUGCGCGCGAUCGCGAACCUGGAAGGCUUCACCGGGACGGCCAUCGUGCGGACGCUGACGGCGGCGUCGCACUUCGAGGGCGGGGACUGGGACAAGGGCGGCAACUGCCGGCGCACGCGGCCGUACGCGGGCAACGAGACGCGUGUUGCCGGGAAGGAGCUCGACUUCUACACGGCGCAGGUGGAGGAGUUCAACGCGGCCAAGGAGGCGGCCAGGGGGAGAGGGGUGAGGAUGAUGCUCAUGGACGCGACGGCGGCCAUGGUGCUCCGGCCGGACGGGCACCCGAGCCGGUACGGGCACUGGGCGCACGAGAACGUGACGCUGUACAACGACUGCGUGCACUGGUGCCUGCCCGGCCCCGUCGACGUGUGGAACCAGAUGCUGCUCCAGAUGCUACUCGCUGCAUCUUAA
Messenger RNA from Lolium rigidum, 1221 nucleotides. RefSeq names its product protein trichome birefringence-like 20. Lineage: Eukaryota; Viridiplantae; Streptophyta; Magnoliopsida; Poales; Poaceae. The transcript has 2 exons. The coding region runs from base 1 to 1221 and encodes 406 amino acids. Gene Ontology annotation, cellular component: Golgi apparatus. Gene Ontology annotation, molecular function: O-acetyltransferase activity. The record is from RefSeq and is a predicted model, not a curated record.